This is a messenger RNA of Gekko japonicus, 1259 nucleotides long. RefSeq names its product sciellin-like. Lineage: Eukaryota; Metazoa; Chordata; Lepidosauria; Squamata; Gekkonidae. Gene Ontology annotation, biological process: epidermis development. The record is from RefSeq and is a predicted model, not a curated record. The coding region runs from base 144 to 1259 and encodes 371 amino acids. Gene Ontology annotation, cellular component: cytoplasm. The transcript has 19 exons.
AGUCGGGGAAGCUGCUAAAACUCUCAGAUGGAGGACGAUAUUGCUCUCUUGUAAGACGAAGUGCACAGCCGUAAGCACCAGGGGCCAGAUUCCGGAGUGCCUUGUUCAUUGUAUAAGAAGAAGAUAAAAGAUCCAACAACGAGAUGACAACAUUCACCGUUGCAAAAUCAUCUCCUGACAAAAGUGAUGUCAAGAACGCUUCCCUAGCGAUGAAGAGCAGACAGCAAGUCCUUAGUGAGGUCAACAAGCGGAGGACGCUCUUGCAAGAUAACAGCUGGAUAAAGAAACAACCGGAAGAGGAAACUGUUGAAGAAAACUAUGGCAGAGUUGUCCUGAACCAAUACAAGUCACAAGAAAGCUUACACAGGAACACGGAUGAAAAGGAUGAAAAGAAAGCUUCACUUAGCCAUUAUGGAUCGGACACUGCUCUCAAUAGAAUUUCUGACAGGAAUAAUGCUGACAAAGCAAAUAAGUUUCCCGCCUUGGAUAGCAGACCAAAUAAUGGCAAGGGAUAUUUUGUACCUGGGAACAUGGACAACGUCGUAUCUCCAGUGAAGAAGAAAAGGCAGUCAUGGAUGCCUCCCCCCGUUCCAGGCCAGAAGCCCCCCACUGACCACAGGGAACACCACAAAAGGCAGUCCUGGACUCCGCCAAAUUCAGCUGCAGCCGUCGUCACAAAUGAUAAGAAACAAGUGGCCUCAGCUUCAGACAAACCUGGAGGACCAAAGAUGACUGUACCCUCAUCAAGGCCAAUGACACCUCCAAAACCAAAUAAUAAUGCUGCGAAUGACCAGCUCAGAACAAGGCAAAUAUGUCCAGCGAAACCCAAUGAAUCAGAUGCUGGCAGAAACACUACUACGGAGAAGACUGGGAGAAGCCAAGACCUGGACGAUCUCAUCCAAGUCAAACCUGCAGGUGAUAAGAAUGAAAAAGAAAACCUAGACGAUCUGAUCAAAGUGAAGCCUGCAUCGAAUGGACAUAACAAGGGAAGCCAAGACCUGGACAGUCUCAUCCAAGUCAAUGCCGUGAGCGACAACAGUCAAAAGGGAGACUUGGAUGAUCACAUCAAAGGGAAACCUGCAUCUAACGGCUGCAACGAGGGGACCCUUGAUGAUCACAUCAAAGUGAAUUCUACAUCUAAUGGAUAUAACAAAGGAGGAAGAGAUCUUGAUGACUUCAUUGAUGCAAAUAACACUGCAUCACAAAACAAAAGAAAAGACGUGUCCCAUCAGCGCAGUGACGGUCUACGGCGCAUCUGA